GGGAAUCUAUAACCAACAUAUACGACAGUCACACAAUCGAAUGCAUGCAUUAGAUCAGCAAUAUCGAAACUGAAAAAUCACCGAAGUUCGAAACACCCUUGAUGAUGUAAGCACCGGGCUGAGUUCCAAAUGCUAUGAUGUCGAGUUUCAGGAGUAUUACAUCUUAGAAUUGUCGACCAAACGCGGAGUCGGAAAAUUUACCAUCACUCGAAUUUAUACGCAGCGCGGAAAAGUAUGUCGAACUCAUCCAAUCAGCCCGCGUAUCAACGUUUUGAUACAGCAGAGAUUCUGGCAGAAUUCCUGGACUCUCCUUCGGAUCAUCAUAACUUGGCUACUACGGACUCUAGCCCUGUUGUAUCGCCCAACUUUCUAUCACAGCUAGUGAUGCAUAAUGAACCACAAUACCUCAACCCCCUUCAGCCUGGUUGCCCCUCACCACCAGACAGCGAAAGAACAAACACACCUUCUCCCUUUGCAACUCACACCGUUCAAACACGCGAUACCCUCCCAGAUGGGAACUUCGUUUGCGAACCCCUUAUUCCGAGUGCUGGACCGUCCGGUGCGGAUUUACGAGCGCCUUGUCAGUACCAGACUUUCAGCCUUCCGCGUGAUCGUGUAGGAGGAACCAAUUUUGUCCGAUACUCAGAUAGAAGAGUUCAGGUGACCCAUGCCCAUUGCAAUGAAGCGAAUAUCAAGAUCCUUAAUCCGCGGGCAGAGUACGACAAAGUGCAGAGAAAGCACGGACAUAGAGGGAAAUUUUCAGAGCAAAGAGUAGCAAAAGGAAAGGUUGAGAUGGAAAUAGACACACAGCUGCCUCUUCGUCAACUAGAAGUUUAUGUGUUGCGUGAUUUUGAAGCUGAAAAGAAGCUCUUCGCUAAAGACCCAAAAGCAUACGGAGUAGGAGAGAUACGAUUUCUUGAGAAGGAUGUCCAAGAAAUUAAUACUCCUGGUCAAAACCCCAAGUACGUUUGCAAAAUCGACCUUGACUCCGUGUACAAAACAGAGGAUGGUAAGGAGAUUUACCGACUGGAAAAGACGAGAGGCUUAGAAUACAACCGAUUCCUUCUAAAAGUCUUCCUCGAGUUAAACAAUGGACAGAGGUUGGUCCUUUUCCCUUAUGAGUUUGUACUAAAGAGCAGCAAGACCGUGAAAGUUCCGAGGGAACCUCAAAGUGUCCUCUCGCCUCAAACAGCUUGCUCUUUAACCUCUCCUCGUCAAGUUCCUUCAGAUAGCCGGUAUGAAAGCUUUAUAUGCCAACAAAUCGAAGCGGAUAUAGCUAAGAUAAAAGACCUCGAAGUUGAACAGAUAAAAACAGCGAACCACGACAUCGCUUACUACGUCAAACGGCAGAAUGAAAGUCAAUUUGAGGAAGGUGACGUGGUGGGAUUCUUUGAAAGAAAAACAGGAGGCACUGUUAUCGAUUUCUUGACCAGUGAUAAUGCUCAUGAAGCCCGGCUGGCUGGUGUAAUAAGUAGGUCAGCGUACCUAGUCGGGAACACAGGGCAAUAUGACGAAGAAGAAGAUGAUGCUGAUCUUGUGUGCAUCAUCGGACAGAUUAAAGUGAAAGUCAUUGGCGAAGUGAGACCUGGACAACUGGUUUACGCUUGCCCCAGUAAUAAGUUCCCAGGGGUGGCAAUUGCCACACCAGAACAAGGAGACGAUCGACGAACCUUGAUCGGCUAUGCUAUGGGUGGAUCGUCUGGUCCCGGGGUUUCCAAGGUGGACUGCAUUGUGUCUUUAGUACUGAGCAUCGGUGCGCAGGAGCAGUUACGAGCGUUGGAUCAAAUGAGACUAAGUAUCGAGGAAGUGAGGGAAAACCUGUACACUAGUAUAGAUACAGUUGGUUUUAGAAUUGCAAGAAUGCAAAGAGGCUGGAGAGGGUUGUGGAAAAAACUGCUUGCAGUAACUGUAUUCCUGGCAAUCGCAUCUGUCGUUUGUGCCCUGAUGUUAGCUCCAAGUUCUCCAUACGUCAAAGCCAAGUGCAGAGCUAAUAGUAUUAAAGACCACACGCUCACCUUUAAAUUCUAUCCUAAGGAUUCGGACGACGAAGUUAUUGUGAAAGGGUUGGAGUUUACAUGGGAAAAGCUGAAAAAGAAAUUAAGCCUGAGAUUCGACAAAAGAAAUGGAACAGAGAAAGACCGUUACUUUCUGAACAAGAUUCGCUGUGAAACCGGUGGAAUUCGUUCUGUUGCAUCAUGGCUUGAUCCGUCACCAGUGGAACCCAAGGUCAAUGUGCUUGCCGUAGAUCCUACCUGUGAGAGGGUCUUCUACCACAGUCGGAAGGAUGGGAAAUGGCAACAGUACCACGCUGUGGAAGAGGUUCAUUGUCAUCCAGCGUCAGUUCAUUAACAAAAAACUCUCAGAAGUAGAUAUUGUAUCUUCGGUUUUCAUGCAAUGUUGGUGAUUGUUGCUGUUGUGGUAACUGGAUUUUCCGUUAUGAUAAGUAGAUAACAAUAAUGUCGAAAGAAGAAUUUAAUAAUUUUACUUGUUCAUUAUCUCGGUAAAAGUUUCAAUUUCUCGUGGAUGUUUGUACAUUUAAAGACACUGGCAAUGACCGACUGAAUCAAAGGUCGGAAUGUUUCGUUAGCGAUCGAGCGAAGUAGACCUAGGGUAAUAGGAGCGCUACGUAAUUUGAGCCACAAACACUUAAAAGCAAUAGUUUCAUUUGCUGUGUUGAUUUGAAAACAGACCUGGCCUUCAAGAGUGUGAAUGUUUUACUCUCGACAUGGUUUUACAGGGAACCAGCAGUGCAGAAAAACGUAUAUUUUCAACCUUCAGAACAAAUAUAGGAGCCGAAACGUACUCCCUCGAGGGAGAUGUGAAAUUGUGAAGUAAAACCCAGAUGACGCCAGAUGUUAAAUAAACGCAGAAGUUAGGUAUCUCAAAAAGAAAAACGUCGUAAUUUUGAGAGUCUUGCGCAUAUCCACUAUAUGAAUUGCUUUAGUGAUACCAUAGGCGCCUCUUGAAAUUAUCAUCAACAUAGAUAGCAUGUAGAUAGACUUUAAUUUUAAAAGUAGGAGUAUUUUUGUCAAUAUUUUAUACCAGUGUAGUGAUAGGAACAGUUUCUGGUAAAACAAGAAACCUGAUGGAUUUUUA
This is a messenger RNA of Pocillopora verrucosa, 3096 nucleotides long. RefSeq lists its product as uncharacterized. The record is from RefSeq and is a predicted model, not a curated record. NCBI's taxonomy places the organism in Eukaryota, Metazoa, Cnidaria, Anthozoa, Scleractinia, Pocilloporidae.